Molecule: messenger RNA, 2048 nt
Organism: Erigeron canadensis
Lineage: Eukaryota; Viridiplantae; Streptophyta; Magnoliopsida; Asterales; Asteraceae
Product: silicon efflux transporter LSI2
Exons: 4
Coding region: 214-1806 (530 amino acids)
Biological process (GO): transmembrane transport
Cellular component (GO): membrane
Source: RefSeq, a predicted model, not a curated record
GAACAUAAGCUCUUAAUCAUUUAUCUUAUUCUUCAUUCUUGGACUUGUUAUAUUCAGAUUCAGCUGCUGCUGCUUCACAUUUCCAUCAGCCCAUCAAGGUGAUUCUUAUGUCAAGUAGAUAUGACUGUUGAUCAUUAAUGAAGUUCUUGAAAUUACUUAUUAUAAGAGACUUGCAUAUUCAAUAAUUGGUGAAAUUUCCUCUUCAGUGCAAAAAUGGUGAUGGCUCCUACUGUUAAAGUGAUUUUAGGCUGUCUAGCUUUUGCUGUAUUUUGGGUUUUAGCUGUUUUUCCUGCUGUCCCUUUUAUGCCCAUUGGAAGAACAGCAGGAUCUCUACUCGGUGCCAUGCUUAUGGUUCUUUUUCAAGUUAUAACACCGGAUCAAGCUUACGCAUCCAUUGAUCUUCAGAUUCUUGGACUUCUAUUUGGGACAAUGGUUGUAAGUGUUUAUCUUGAAAGAGCAGAUAUGUUUAAGUAUUUGGGUAAAUUGCUUGCUUGGAAAAGCUGGGGAUCAAAAGAUUUACUAUGCCGAAUCUGCUUGAUAUCUGCGAUUUCAAGUGCUUUUUUCACCAAUGACACAUCCUGUGUUGUUUUGACUGAAUUUGUACUAAAAAUUGCAAGGCAACAUAAUCUCCCACCACAUCCGUUUUUAUUAGCACUAGCUUCAAGUGCAAAUAUUGGAUCUGCUGCCACGCCCAUCGGUAAUCCUCAAAAUUUGGUAAUAGCGGUCCAAAGCAAGAUACCGUUCGGGCAAUUCGUACUUGGGAUUGUGUCAGCAAUGUUGGUGGGUAUUUGUGUAAAUGCUGUAAUACUUUUAUCUAUGUUUUGGAAGUUGUUAUCGGUUAAAAAAGACGAAGAAGAACCACCAGUGGAAGUAACCCCUCAAGAAGAUGUGAACUUCCAUCGUUUUUCACCGGCUUCAAUGUCACAUGUUACAUCUCAAAAUUCACAAGAACUUACUGCUUAUUUGGAGGCCACGAGUGUUCAUAGCUCCCCCGCUGUUAAUGGAAAUGCAGAUUAUACUCUCAGGAAUCGCUUAGGUUCAGGUGACACACAAGUUCUCCCGAAUGACAUCACAGACAAUGAAUCAAUGCAAAAGAAGGAUGAAAAAGUUGUUUCAAGAGUUCCAUCAAUGAAUGGGUUCGUGAAUGCAGUUUCUGACUUUGGUUUGGAGGAUAUUAAUGAAAAGUCUGCCAAGUGGAAGAUAAUAUUAUGGAAAAUAGGAGUUUAUGCUAUUACAAUUGGAAUGUUGGUUUCCUUUCUAAUGGGGUUAAACAUGUCAUGGACUGCCAUUACCGCGGCAUUAGCACUUGUGGUUCUUGAUUUCAAGGACGCUCGCCCGUGCUUAGAAAAGGUUUCUUAUUCACUGUUGGUAUUCUUUUGCGGAAUGUUUGUCACCGUUGAAGGCUUUAAUAAAACAGGAAUCCCAAGUGCUGUAUGGGAUUUCAUGGAACCUUAUGCCCAAAUUGAUCACAUUAGCGGUGUAGCAAUUCUUGCAGUUGUGAUAGUAGUACUAUCAAAUCUUGCUUCCAAUGUCCCAACAGUACUUUUGCUUGGAGCAAGGGUAGCAGCAGCUGCGGCUACUAUAUCACCCGAAAAGGAGAAAAAAGCAUGGCUAAUAUUGGCAUGGGUUAGCACUGUAGCUGGAAACCUUUCGUUAUUGGGAUCAGCGGCCAAUCUUAUUGUUUGUGAACAAGCUCGUCGUGCUCAAAGUUUUGGGUACAAUCUAACCUUCUGGUCUCAUCUCAAAUUCGGUCUUCCUUCAACCAUUAUAGUUAUAGCUAUUGGUCUGGCACUUAUACGGGGAUGAAGAUAGAAAAUUUAUUGGGAUUUCAAUAGGAUCUCCACUUUUAUAUGAUUUCCAUUGAGGUUUGUGUAAAGUACAAUAAAGUUUACUAGAGUUUCAAUCAAGUGUUUAUAUUAUUGGUUUUGGUGUCAAUUAGUUUGUGUAAGAUUGGGACAAUCAUGUUAAAAUGAAUACUCCCAACACCAUGUCUCCAUGAAUAUAUAUAUAUACGGCUUGUUAUGAAGUUUAACAUAGUUUGAUAACUA